AUGCGCUACGAGGAGGCGGCGGCUGAGCAGUUGCGCAAGCAGCUGGGGCUGGAUAGGCCUUUUGGUGUGCAGUAUGUGACAUACAUGUGGGGCGUACUGCAUGGCGAUUUCGGAGAGAGCUACCGCUUCCGCGGUCGUCCCGUGUCGGAGCUGCUUUUCCCGAAAAUGUGGGUGUCGUUCCAGGUCAAUCUCGCCGCGUUGAUUGUGAGCCUGUCGAUAGGUCUGCCUCUCGGAUUCUUCAUCGCUCAUCGGCAAGGCACAUGGCAAGACCCGGCCGUGGUUACGAUUGCGCUAGUUCUGAUGUCCAUCCCGAUCAUGAUCAGCAUACCGCUCACGCUGUGGGGGCUGUGCCUGAAGCUCCAGCUCGUACCGUGCUCCGGGUGGGGCGGCUUCUUCGACCUCCGAAUAAUAACACCCGCAAUUACGCUGGGUAUUCCCGGCGUAGCGGGACUGGCGCGAUUCAUGCGUGCGAGCACUCUCGAUGUGCUGGGCCAGGACUUCAUACGCACUGCGAAGGCCAAGGGGCUUUCGAGCGUCACCGUAGAUGUUCGGCAUGUGUUGAAGAACGCCAUGAUACCCAUCGUUACACUUAUGGCAUUCGUGCUGGCAGGGAUGUUCGUUACCAGUUUCAUCGUAGAGUUCAUACUCGGCAUUCCGGGCGUAGGGCACUUCACCAUCGACUCCAUAUUCAAUCCGCGACGAGCCAAUCAUAAUGACGAUGGGAAUCAUUGGUUCGUCCGCGUUUGUGCUGGCAAACCUGCUGGCAGAUAUAGCAUACGCAUUCAUAGACCCACGGAUACGGUAUCAAUAAACAGGUUUAACGAUAUGUCGGUUAGUCGGUUUCCCAGACAGAUUGGUCGCGGUCGCGGAUACUCAUUUGGCUUUCCGCUGCUGGACAGCUGA
Messenger RNA from Geodia barretti, 903 nucleotides. The record is from the annotation of a GenBank genome assembly. NCBI's taxonomy places the organism in Eukaryota, Metazoa, Porifera, Demospongiae, Tetractinellida, Geodiidae.